AUGGACAUGCAAGUAGUCAUCAUUGAUUGUGGUAGUGGUCUUUGUAAAGCCGGUGUGGCAAGUAAUGAUUAUCCUACAUUAACGAAUGAUACAGUAGUUGGGUACGAAAAUAAAAGUCACAUUACUGGUGUAUCCGACAAACGUUAUUAUGGUCAAGAAGCAUUGGAACAGAAAAUGAUUCAAUUGUCAUUUCCAAUUAAUCAUGGUAUCAUUGAAGAUUUCAACAAAAUGGAAGAAUAUUUGACUUAUAUAUUCAGUCGACUUCCUGUUAAACCAGAAGAAUCCGUAAUUCUUCUUACAGAAACAUUAUCUAAUCGAAAAGUUAAUCGUGAAAAAAUAACAGAAAUAAUUUUUGAAAAAUUUGGAUUUUAUUUAGCAAAAGAUGCGAUUUUGACAUUACUUGGUACUGAACGUACCACCGGUAUCGUAUUGCACAGUCGUCAUGGUGUUAAAUAUUCUGUAACAGUAAAUGAAGGUAAUGUUGCACCAAAUACUUUACGACAAAUGGAUAUUGCUGGUGGUAGGGAUGCACCAGUCCCAGUUCUGACUGGUGAACUGGGUCCCAGUCGGACUGGGUAUCCGAUCCGACUGGGUACUGAGUCCUUUGAUCUUUAG
This is a messenger RNA of Rotaria sordida, 615 nucleotides long. NCBI's taxonomy places the organism in Eukaryota, Metazoa, Rotifera, Eurotatoria, Philodinida, Philodinidae. The record is from the annotation of a GenBank genome assembly.